Zootermopsis nevadensis is the source of this 2147-nucleotide messenger RNA. It is a transcript of the gene CCT1, whose product is annotated as chaperonin containing TCP1 subunit 1. Gene Ontology annotation, molecular function: ATP hydrolysis activity; ATP binding; ATP-dependent protein folding chaperone. NCBI's taxonomy places the organism in Eukaryota, Metazoa, Arthropoda, Insecta, Blattodea, Termopsidae. Gene Ontology annotation, biological process: protein folding. The record is from RefSeq and is a predicted model, not a curated record.
CACUGCGACUGCAAUCACUGGACAUCAUAAAAGAAGCGUGAAACUACGUAUUAACUGUAACUCCAGUUAUUACUUUAACGAAAUUCUACCAACUCCAGGAUAAAUGAGAAUAAAUUAUCAAUCCUACUGAAUUCUUAAACGAACCCAUUUCGAUACAAUUUUGCGAGAUAUAUCGCAGAAUAAAACUGGUAAUAUCUUGAGACUUGUGUGAAGGGUGUAGCAGGUUGUGUAGUUUCAAAAUGUCAACAAUUGCAAGUCCAUUAUCAGUAGCAGGCACUCGCUCAUCAGGGACACCGAUACGGACACAAAAUGUAAUGGCAGCUUGUUCCAUUGCCAAUAUUGUGAAGAGCUCAUUGGGUCCAGUCGGCCUAGACAAGAUGUUAGUGGAUGACAUUGGUGAUGUGACUGUUACUAAUGAUGGGGCCACUAUUUUGCGCUUACUUGAAGUGGAGCAUCCAGCGGCUCGUGUGUUGGUAGAACUGGCACAGCUACAGGAUGAAGAAGUUGGAGAUGGAACUACCUCAGUGGUGAUUAUAGCAGCUGAGUUGCUGAAAAAUGCUGAUGAACUUGUUAAACAGAAGAUUCAUCCAACGUCCAUUAUCAGUGGCUACCGACUGGCGUGCAAGGAGGCUUGCAAAUACAUCCAGGAGCACCUAACCGUUAGCGUGGAGGAGCUGGGCAGAGAGUGCUUAGUUAAUGCAGCUAAAACAGCAAUGUCUAGCAAGCUCAUAGGACCGGAUUCAGAGUAUUUCUCGAACAUGGUAGUGGAUGCUGCUCAGGCAGUGAAGGUGUCAGAUGGCAAAGGUGGCUUCUUGUGCCCUGUGAAAGCAGUGAACAUUCUGAAAGCUCAUGGCCGUAGUGCCAGGGAGAGUGUGCUGGUGGCAGGAUAUGCCCUAAACUGCACUGUGGCAUCUCAAGCUAUGCCAAAGAGGAUAGUGAAUGCCAAGAUUGCCUGUUUGGACUUUCCUCUGCUGAAGGCUAAGAUGAAGUUGGGUGUACAGGUUCUUAUAACUGACCCAGAGAAACUUGAAGGAAUACGACAACGAGAAUCAGACAUAACGAAAGAGAAGAUAGAGAAAAUUCUGGCAGCUGGAGCAAAUGUGAUCCUGUGUACUGGUGGAAUUGAUGAUCUUUGCCUAAAAUAUUUUGUUGAAGUCGGUGCUAUUGCUGUGAGGAGGUGCAAGAAAGCUGAUCUGAAAAGAAUAGCCAAAGCUACUGGAGCUACCUUCCUUACCUCACUCUCUAACAUGGAAGGAGAUGACAGCUUCGAUGCCAGCAAUAUUGGAGAGGCUGCUGAGGUGGUGCAGGAGGUCGUGUGUGACGAUGAACUUAUUCUUAUCAAGGGCCCAAAGGUUCGCACAGCUAGCUCAAUCAUUCUGCGAGGGCCCAAUGACUUCUACUGUGACGAGAUGGAGCGGUCAGUGCACGAUGCACUGUGCGUGGUGAAGAGGGUCUUGGAAAGCAAGAAUAUUGUGGCUGGGGGUGGCUCAGUGGAAGCAGCAUUGUCUAUCUAUCUUGAGAACUUUGCUACUUCUCUGAGUUCACGUGAGCAGCUGGCAAUCGCAGAGUUUGCACGAUCUCUUCUUGUGAUUCCCAAGACACUGGCAGUGAAUGCUGCGCAGGAUGCUACUGAUCUGGUAGCCAAGCUGCGAGCCUAUCACAAUUCAAGUCAGACCAAGGUGGACCAUGCACAUUUCAAGUGGGUUGGACUGGAUCUGUAUGAGGGAAUAGUUCGUGACAACAGGAAAGCUGGUGUCCUGGAGCCUGCAAUUUCCAAGAUCAAAUCCCUGAAGUUUGCAACUGAGGCUGCCAUUACAAUCUUGCGUAUUGAUGAUAUGAUUCGAUUGGAUCCAGAACGCAAGGAUGAUAAGUCGUACUGAAAUGCGUAUGAAUCAGGGGAACUAUAGGAUGGUAUCAGCAAGCAUUUCACUUCUUGUGGCACAGGAAAUGGUAAACUUUAUGAUAAAACUUACCCUUCAUUUGUGUUAAUAUUUAGCUGUUCUUUAUCAUUUAAAAAGUAACAAAUUGUAGCAAGUUCCUGUUUUUUUUUUAAUUUUGCAUGCUAAUUUUCUGUUAUGUGAAAGUCUUAUCAAGUUGAUACACAUGUCUUUCAAUAAAAUUUCAUAAUAAAGCUUUGCAACCACCUU